CUGUAACCUUUAAAGGACUCCCGUACUUACAGUUUCUCACUCACUCUCUCAUUGUCAUAUCUUAGGUAGCUCCAUCAAAUUGUUCCCACAGUUUUGCUCUAUCACAUCAAACCCAUAAUCAUAACGUUAGUUUCUCUGUAUCUUGCUCCCAAUUCCCUCUUCCCCACAGUUGUAGCGUGUUAGCGUGCUCGUCCAAUCCUCAAUUUCUCUGCUUGCGGCUUGACUGAAGCAUAAAAAAGAAUGUCCGUAAAUCACUACUGGUCGGACAUUCCAGAGGCCACGCUGUGGUGGGCUGAGCAACAUCACCAUCAUCAAGGCUUCCUUAUGCAACCCCUCCAAAACCCCUCUCCUUCUGCCUGGCCUUCCUACCUCUACCGUCCCCCGCCCCCGACCCGCUUCAACCUCAACCAGGAUGACGACGAAGGCGAAGACGACGACAGUAUUCAACACCAACGGACUGGUCACGUGGAAAACGAUACGCCGCCCGCGUCGCAAGGGCGGUCGGGCGAGGACGAAAAGGAAGGGAUGUUCGAGAAGCCAUUGACGCCGAGCGACGUGGGGAAGCUGAACCGGCUGGUGAUUCCGAAGCAGCACGCCGAGAAGUACUUCCCGCUCGGGCCGGGAGGGGAGGCCGGAGAGAGCAAGGGGGUGUCGCUGAGUUUCGAGGACGAGGCGGGCAAGUGCUGGAGGUUCCGUUACUCGUACUGGAACAGCAGCCAGAGCUACGUCCUGACUAAAGGAUGGAGUCGUUACGUCAAGGACAAGCGUCUCGAUGCUGGCGACGUUGUUUUCUUCCAGCGCCACCGCACCGACUCCAACCGCCUCUUCAUCAACUGGAGGCGCCGCCACCAGUCUCUGUCCACCCCCGCGCACGUUAGCAGAGCGUUACUGCUUCACAAUACCUCUACCACGACCGCCACUGACGCCCAUAGCAAUAUCAAUAUCAAUAACGAUGUUGGCGUGGGUGUGGAGUGGACCAGAAGUUUCUAUGCUGCACAUCCUUACCCUACGCAUCAUCAUCAUCAACCCUUCCCAUACCAACCUGACUGUUUUCAUGCAGGUGGGGGGUUGGAAGCAGAGCGAAGCAAAACGACGUCGCCGGCGGAGAACAACUCCAGCUCGAAGACACUGAGGCUGUUCGGUGUAAACAUGGAAUGCCAACCCGACGAAUCAGGAUCAUCCGGACCCGAAUUUUCGUACAUGUCAUCAACGUCGUCGUCCCAGGGUACAGCCGUCCAACACCACCACAUCUACGGCCAUUAUAAUCAUCAAUCUGCUUAUUAUUCCAAUCACAUGGUACGUCAACAGCCUGGCUCCUAGAUUCAUGCCCUUGCCCUUGCCGCUGCACCUCUUCGUUAAGGAUUCGAUCACUUCUUGUUGUUUUCUUCAGAACUCAGGUGUAAAGAAGGCCCUUAUUAUAAUUAUAAUUAGAGUUCAUUUGCUAAUAUUGAUUAUUCUCAUUAAUGAAACAAAUUAUCUUACCGAAUAUACAGGUUCAUGUUGAAGACAUAUACAACUGAAUAUAAUUAUAUUAAUAAAAUACUACUAUAUCUGUUUCUUGUCUUAAAGAA
Prosopis cineraria is the source of this 1571-nucleotide messenger RNA. RefSeq names its product B3 domain-containing protein At2g36080-like. Gene Ontology annotation, molecular function: DNA-binding transcription factor activity; DNA binding. The record is from RefSeq and is a predicted model, not a curated record. Bases 241 to 1320 code for a protein of 359 amino acids. Lineage: Eukaryota; Viridiplantae; Streptophyta; Magnoliopsida; Fabales; Fabaceae. The transcript is spliced from 2 exons.